Malassezia vespertilionis is the source of this 438-nucleotide messenger RNA. RefSeq names its product subunit common to RNA polymerases I, II, and III (gene RPO26). Gene Ontology annotation, cellular component: RNA polymerase I complex; RNA polymerase III complex; RNA polymerase II, core complex. Bases 1 to 438 code for a protein of 145 amino acids. NCBI's taxonomy places the organism in Eukaryota, Fungi, Basidiomycota, Malasseziomycetes, Malasseziales, Malasseziaceae. Gene Ontology annotation, biological process: DNA-templated transcription. The record is from RefSeq and is a predicted model, not a curated record. Gene Ontology annotation, molecular function: DNA-directed RNA polymerase activity; DNA binding. The transcript is spliced from 3 exons.
AUGGAUGCGGACGAUGCAGGGAUGAAUGAAGAGGGGUAUUAUGAGGACGAGGCCGCCUUUGAUGCUGACGUCGAUGCUGACGCCGAGCUGGACGAGACCAUGGUUGGUGAGGACGGUGACGUGCCGGAAGACGCCAUUGUGCACUCCAACGCCCCCCCAGCGAUGCACGCAGAGAAUCCAACGCACACCAAACCCAAUGCCGAGCGCAUCACGACACCGUACAUGACGAAAUAUGAAAAGGCGCGCAUCCUCGGCACACGCGCACUGCAGAUCAGUAUGAAUGCGCCUGUGCUUGUACCGACCGAGGGCGAGAUGGACCCAUUGGCCAUUGCACAAAAAGAGCUCACUGCGAAGAAGAUCCCGCUUCUUGUGCGGCGCUAUCUUCCCGACGGCAGUUUUGAGGACUGGAGCGUCGCGGAGCUGAUCAUUUCUGAUUAA